CAUGGCGGAAAGGAAAGCAUUUUCGUUCGGCUUUUCAAAGAAAGUUAACAACCGACCACUGGAAAAAUCUAGAUUAGAAGAGGACGUCGGGAAGGCUAAUGAACAACACACAGAUUUUGUCACAUCACUUGAAGAUCGAGAAGUAAAAGGGUCUUCGAAACCGAAAGAACCAAAAGAGAAAGAGUAUGUCAUUCCUCUGAUAUCCAAAAACAAAUGGCGGCAUCCAGAUAAAGAGAAGAGUGGAUUAGCUUCAGAAAGGGAUGGAAUAGACGACCAGGCAGUACAGGAACUCCUACAAGAUGCUGCCAAACAAAAUGAUGAUUGGGAAGACAGAGGAAAGAUUGAUCCAAACGUGGCCAUACCCUUGAUAAUGAGGAACAAGGUGCCAGAGGGAUAUGAGACAGACGACAAACUGGAUGUAGCCCUGCGACCUGAUGAGGUUGAUGUUGACUAUGAAGAGAUUCCCAUUGAACACUUUGGGGUUGCUAUGUUAAGAGGAAUGGGUUGGAAAGAUGGUGAAGGUAUAGGGAAAAGUAAACAGACCAUUGUCCCUGUUGAGGCCAAGUUAAGACCAAAAGGCCUUGGCCUGGGAGCAGACAGGAGCAAGGCAGCACAGCUCAACAACGCUAAGGCAGGAGGGGGUGAUAGUGGUGACCAGGAUGAAGAGCAACUGACAUUGAAGAUUGGGGCAUACUGUAUGAUACAAAAGGGGCCACACCAAGAUCGCUACGGAAUAAUACAAGGUUUGGAUGAGGACAAUGCCCGGUGCAUGGUCAAGUUGGCAGUCAGUGGUUUGAUGAUUACAAACAGCCAGUAUUCCCUCAAACUUGUUGGCAAGAAAGAAUACUCAAAAUAUUCCAAAUACCUCAACAAAAGUAAAGUAGAUAAAUAUAAGGAAGAAGAGGAUAAAAAAUUGAAGCGUGAAUCAGACAGUCACAGACAUAAAAAGAACAAACAUGAUAAGGAAGACAGACAGGAGAGGAAAGAUAGAGAGAGACACCAUCAUCAUGAUGACCAAAGGAACAGAGAUGAUGGACGGAAAGACAGAUUGAAGGAAGAAAGGGGAUAUAGAGACCGUGGAUCAGAUGUUGAGACAGAUAAAGGGAAUGAGAGACUACAGGAGGGAAAUGAUCGUCAUGGUGACAGGAAACGAGAAAGAAACAAGGACCAUCAGUAUACAUCGAGUAGCAAAAAGAGAAAACAUAAUGAAGAGAGUUCUAGGUCCUAUCCUCAGGAUCACUAUGGAAAUAGCAAUGGCCACAAACAAAAUUCCCCAGCCUCACUCUGGAUAUGUCCACAGCUGAGGGUUAGAGUGGUGGACGACAAAUACAAAAAGGGGAAAUACUUCAAUACAAAGGUUGAGGUUAUUGACGUUCUUAGUCCAGAUAAUUGUGUAUGUAGGACAGACAAUGGCCGUGUUCUAGAAGGUCUUUCACAGGAAAUGCUAGAAACUGUAAUACCCAAAUCAGAACCAUCAUUUGUUCAGUUGGUCACAGGAAAAUGGAAAGGACAGUUGGCUGAAUUGAUGAAACGUGACAAGUCAAACUGUAUGGCAGUUGUCCAGCUGCUGCAAAACAGAGAUGAAGUCCUGAAGAUAUCCUAUGACAGUAUAUGUGAAUUUGUUGGAGAUAUAAAUGCUGAAUUUGACUAUUAAUGAACAUUUGAACAGACCAGAAUAGUUUCUCAACACAGGAUAAAUCAGUGUCAGUUUUUGAUUGAUAAUAAAGGCAGGUGCAAACAAAA
Molecule: messenger RNA, 1743 nt
Organism: Ylistrum balloti
Lineage: Eukaryota; Metazoa; Mollusca; Bivalvia; Pectinida; Pectinidae
Product: G-patch domain and KOW motifs-containing protein-like
Exons: 11
Coding region: 2-1654 (550 amino acids)
Biological process (GO): mRNA splicing, via spliceosome
Cellular component (GO): spliceosomal complex
Molecular function (GO): nucleic acid binding
Source: RefSeq, a predicted model, not a curated record